This is a messenger RNA of Megalobrama amblycephala (Wuchang bream), 2542 nucleotides long. Its product is annotated as free fatty acid receptor 3-like. Gene Ontology annotation, biological process: cellular response to fatty acid; G protein-coupled receptor signaling pathway. Gene Ontology annotation, cellular component: plasma membrane. Gene Ontology annotation, molecular function: G protein-coupled receptor activity. The transcript is spliced from 2 exons. The coding region runs from base 517 to 1443 and encodes 308 amino acids. The record is from RefSeq and is a predicted model, not a curated record. NCBI's taxonomy places the organism in Eukaryota, Metazoa, Chordata, Actinopteri, Cypriniformes, Xenocyprididae.
GAUUAAAUCGGAGAGCUUUCUGUCCUUCCAUAGACAGCCAUUAUUGAAACUUUGAUGCUUCAAAAAGUUCAUGAAGAGAUUGUUAAACUAAUCCAUAUGAAUUGAGCAGUUUAGCCCAAUUUUUUUGAAGUGACACAAUUGCUUUAAAUGAUGAACAGACUGAAUUUAGGCUUUUAUUCACAUUCAGUUGUGGUUAAUGGAAGCUCAAGGUUGAUGUGCAAGAACCAAUGAGGUUCAUUCUUGUGUGUUAUGCAGCACCUUUGAGUUUCCAGAAGAGGUUUGUUUUCAUGCUUCAGUGAAAAAAGAAAGAAAGAAAACAGUGUCUCAAUUCUAAACAUGUUUACAAAAUGUGAUGAAUGCAAAUCAUACAGUUUGCUGUCUAGGUGGCUUGAAUGUCACGGAACUGUGUAUCAAAGGAUCAAGACUGAUAACAGCGAUAUAGCUCUUGGUGGUGUCUUCUGAAGAACCUGCAGGGCUGUUUUCUGAAGUAAAGAACAUUACCACAAGCCGACAGCAAUGUCAGAAGAUUCACCUACAGCAGUGUUUCUUGCUAUUUAUAUCAUCACAUUCCUGAUUGGGUUUCCUAAUAGUGCACUGGCAUUGUACUCAUGCAUUUACAAGAUUCGGAGAAAACCCAUCCCUAUUGACAUAUUGAUGCUGAACCUCACUAUUUCUGACCUCAUCUUUCUCACCUUCCUGCCCAUCAAGAUGAAAGAGGCUGCAGAUAACAUGGUUUGGAACAUGCCCCAUUUCCUGUGCCACUUCCAUAUGUUUGUAUUCUUUCUUCCUCUCUAUUCCAGCAGCCUGUUCUUGACAGCAAUAAGCGCUGAGCGCUAUGUGUGUAUAGCAUUUCCAGUCAAGUAUAAAAGUCCGAAGAGAAUCAUUUACACAGUGCCUAUAUGUGUAGGCAUCUGGGUGCUUGUUGGAGUAACUUCUUUAUUUGUUUACAAGGCAGCACAAAUAGAUUCUGAUGAAGCCGACAACACCAACACCACUAAUCAGCGCCCUCUGGUGACAGAACCUCAGACAUGUUACAGUAACUUCACAGAGGAACAGAUAAGGCAACUGCUCCCAACACGGCUGGGUUUAGCGGUGGUGUUUUUCUUUCUACCCCUUAUUACCUGCUGCUUCUGUUACAUCAAUGUCGUUUGUAUUUUGUUAAAGCGUCCUCUCAUCAAUCGAAAACGUAAACUCCGGGCAAUUGGACUGGCACUGGGGACUCUCCUUUUUUUUGCCGGUAGUUUUGCACCCUACAAUAUAUCACAUUUAGUAGGCUUCAUCAAAAAAGAAAAUACAAAGUGGCGCAUGACAACUAUAAUUCUAACAACUUUAAACGCAUGUUAUGAUCCUAUUAUAUUUUUCUGUAUCUCUAGGGAGAUGAGAAGGGUGAUCAAAGUAUGUGCUAAGGCUUUUAUUCAGUUUUAUGCCAAUUUCAAGGGUUAGUUCACCCAAAACAACAAAUGAAGAUAUUUUUAAUAAAAUCUGAGACAUUUCUGUCCCUCCAUUGACAGUCUAUGCAACUACCAGUUUGAUGCUUCAAAAUGUUCAUAAUGAGAUCGUAAAACUAAUCCAUAUAUGAAUUGAGAUGUCAUCCAUAUAAACGUCCAUUUCAUUAACACAAAAGAAAAAAAAAAUCCUAAAUACUCAUAAAAGUUCAUUUGAUUGAACUAAUUAGUUGAAUUUGAGUUUGCUCUACUCCAGUCAAUUAAUUAUUUUGAGCGGUAGGGUUUACAAAGUAUCUUGUGUUUAAAAAUGAACAAAAGUCUUACGUGUUUCAAAUUACAUGAGGGUGAGUAAAUGAUGACAGAAUUUAAAUUUUUAGGUGAACUAUCCCUUUAAAGCAAUGUAUUGUUGUAAACUACUUUUAUUUAAAUUACUAAAAGCAAAUAAACAAAUGUAUGAUAUUGUAUCCUAAACUUCACAAAAAAGUGCUGUACAUGAUUUUGUUAUAUGUAAUGACAGCUUAUGCAGAAAAGGACCCUACCCCAAGGGAAAAAAAGGCAUCACACCAAUCUUUGCGACAGUAGUGUCUGCAAGCAUCUACAAUUAAAGUGGUGUGGGUCAUGGUUAGUUUCUUCAUUUAGCCCAUCAGAAGGCUUCUGGGGUGCUUUCUGCCUGUCAAUCAGUUUACACAUUCACAGCAGGCAGUAUAUAAAGUGGAAACCAAGAGCCUGCUCAAUGAACUUGAAGCAGUUUUCAUAAGUUUGGAGGUUUCAAAAUGUUUGUGAUUUUUAGUCUGUAUAGUAAUGGGAGAAACAAAGCUUUUGGAAAUCUGAAUUGUUUGAACCAAUUGGUUCGCAAUCAGUGUUGGGGAAAGUUACUUUUAAAAGUAAUGCAUUACAAUGUUGCGUUACUCCCUAAACAAGUAAAUACAAAGUUCUGGCAUGAAACUCUAAUGGGCAGGCUAAUAGGUCCUUUAACUCAACCUGCUCAUAAUCACAUUAUCUAUAGGACACAGAUGAUUGGUUCCUGCUGUAGUUGCCAAUGAGCUGCAUCUUUAAAGGUGCCAUCAAACGUUUUUUUACAAGAUGUAAUAUAAGUC